AUGCGUUCCAUUGCAAUCACGUCCGGAUUGAUGGAAGCUAAAAAUAAUGGUACAGGAAUUAGAUUAGAACUAAAAUAUGACCACAUAAAAUCUGGUGGGUUUUUACCGUUGCUAUUGGCAGGCAUUGAUGCUCUAGGAUCAUUAAUUGGAACAGGAAGUGCUAUAGCUAAUACCGUUAUCAAUAAGAAAGCUAAAGAUAAAGAGUUAGAGGAACAGCAAAGACAUAAUAAAACUAUAGAAGGAAAAGGAUCUCAAUUUCAAUAUUACAUAUCCGGAAAGGUGGUUAGGGAAGAUAAUAAUAAUGACUUAAACCAAAAUAAUACUGUACAUCUUAUUGACAAUUUUCCUGCUUUUCUAUUUUCUGAAAUAGAAGUUAGGAAACAUAGUAAAGUAAUAGACCAAAUUGAAUGUGUUGGAGUUACUAGUACAAUUAAAGGAAUUGUAUCUUUCUCUAUAGAUAGAAACGGCCCAACAAUUAUUUCAGGAUUUGAAUCAAAUUACAAAGCGAACGUUCAUUCUUUUUCGGUGGUUGGUAACCUGUCUAAUUUUGGAUUAGGAUUCUUUAAAGAUGUUAAAAAUCCAAUAUUUAAAGGUGGUUUUGAGUUAAUUUUUACUAGAAAUGAUGAUCAUUUUGCUAUUCAUAAGGAAGCAGCUGAUCCAAGAGCAAAAAUAAUCAUUGAAGAAUUUCUUAUUCGAGUACCAAUCAUAACAUAUGAUGAUAUGUCAAAACUUCAACUAAUUAAUGACUUAAAGGAAUUAUCACAACAAAAUGAAUAUUUGUUCAGCUUUAGAUCUUGGCAAUGUAUUCCGAAUAAGAAUAUUAGUGGAAAGACUCUUAAUUUAGAUAUUACAAACAUCUACAGAAAUGUACACAACCCUUUAUUUGGUUUUGUUGCUUUUCAAACAAACAAAGAUUCAAACUAUAAUCAAGAUCAAAAUUGUAGUGAUUUUGAUCAUUGUAAAGUAAAAAAUAUUUGGUUUGAAGUUAAUAAUAAAAGAUAUCCUGAGGAAUUAUUAGAUUUAGAUUGGGACAAGGAAAAAUAUGCCAUUGCAUAUGAUAUGUUAACUCAUUACAAGAAAGUGUUUGUUAAAACUCAAAACAACAAUAUUCGAGAGAAUAUAUAG
Molecule: messenger RNA, 1125 nt
Organism: Psylliodes chrysocephalus
Lineage: Eukaryota; Metazoa; Arthropoda; Insecta; Coleoptera; Chrysomelidae
Source: the annotation of a GenBank genome assembly